This is a messenger RNA of Orycteropus afer afer, 2334 nucleotides long. It is a transcript of the gene SYNE3, whose product is annotated as spectrin repeat containing nuclear envelope family member 3. NCBI's taxonomy places the organism in Eukaryota, Metazoa, Chordata, Mammalia, Tubulidentata, Orycteropodidae. Gene Ontology annotation, biological process: nuclear migration. Gene Ontology annotation, cellular component: nuclear outer membrane; meiotic nuclear membrane microtubule tethering complex; cytoplasm. Gene Ontology annotation, molecular function: actin filament binding. The record is from RefSeq and is a predicted model, not a curated record. The transcript is spliced from 14 exons. Bases 1 to 2334 code for a protein of 777 amino acids.
AUGGCUGUGUCCCUGAAAAAGAAAAUAUGCCAGCUGGAGCCCGAGGGGCGCGUGAAGGUGGAGCUGGUGCUAUGUGCCGCCGAAGCCCUCCUGGCGUGCUGCCUCGAGGACCAGAAGCCCGAGAUCCUAGCCCAGCUGAAGGACAUCAAGGCCCAGUGGGAGGAGACGGUCACCUACAUGACUCACUGUCACAGCCGCAUUGAAUGGGUGUGGCUGCACUGGAGCGAAUACCUGUUGGCCCGAGAUGAGUUCUACCGCUGGUUCCAGAAGAUGCUUGAGACCCUGGAGCCUCAUGUGGAGCUGCAGCUAGGCCUGAAGGAGAAGCAGUGGCAGCUGAGCCAUGCCCAGGUGCUGCUGCACAACGUGGACAACCAGGCUAUACUCCUGGACCGACUGCUAGAGGAGGCAGCCUCCCUGUUCAACAGGAUUGGGGACCCCAGCGUGGACGAAGAUGCCCAGAAGAGGAUGAAGGCCGAGUACGAUGCCGUGAGGGUCAAAGCCCAGGACCGCGUGGACCUGCUGCAGGAGGUGACCCGGGAGCACGCGCAGUACCAGGCAGGCGUGGAUGAGUUCCAGCUGUGGCUGCGGGCGCUGGUGGAGAAGGUGGACGGCUGCCUGGGGCGGGCUUGCAAGCUGACCACCCAGCACCGCCUCUCUGCCCUGCAGGAUAUCGCCAAAGAGCUUCCCAGGGGCGAGGGGUCCUUGAGGAGGCUGGAGGAGCAGUCCGUGGGGGUCAUCCGGAACACCUCCCCUUUGGGUGCGGAGAAGAUCACCGAAGAGCUGGAGGAGCUGCGGAAGGUUCUGGAGAAGCUGCGAGUGCUCUGCGCGGAGGAAGAGGAGAGACUGCAGAAGGUGCUCAAGUCCAAGGGCGCCUGCGAGCGGCAGAUCGCGCAGCUGGAGGCAGAGCUCAGAGAGUUCCGCAAGAGGCUGCAGAGGCUGGCUGACGAGGGCCUGCAGCCCGGGGCGAAGGCGGGGACGGAAGACGAGCUGGUGGCCUGCUGGAGACUCUGCGUGGCGACACGAGUGGCACUGGCCGCAGAGGAGCCCCAGGUGGACCGGCUGCAGGCCCAGCUGAAGGAGCUCCUAGUCUUCUCCCAUGACUUGCAGCCACUCUCUGACAGCGUGGUCACAGCCCUGCAGGAGUACCAGAGCAUGAAGGGGAGGAACACCAGGCUGUGCAACACCACGGGCGUGGAGCUGUGGCAGCGAUUCCAGAGGCCCCUGCAGGACCUGCAGCUGUGGAAGGCCCUGGCCCAGAAGCUCCUGGAUGUCACCAGCAGCCUGCCGGACCUGCCCUCCAUCCAUACCUUCCUGCCCCAGAUCGAGGACCUCUUGGAGCGAAGCCGGCAAAGCGUUCAGGAGCACGGUGCCUUCAGUCACGAGCUGCUGGAGCUGCGGCAGUGGGUCUCCAUGCUCACCCAGAAGCUGGAGGCCCACCAGGGCGAUGCCGGCCCGUGGGGGACGGAGGCCCGAGAGGCAGAGGUGGAGAGGCUGCUGGUGGAACUUCCGGAGAUGGAGGCCAAGCUGCCUCUGGUGGAAGCCCGCGGCCGCCUGGUGAUGGAGAAGUCUUCUCCGGAGGGGGCCGCCGUGGUCCAGGAGCAGCUGGGGGAGCUGGCCGAGUCGUGGCGGGCCCUGAGGCUGCUGGAGGAACGCCUGCUGAGGUGGGCAGCCGCCUGGUCCUGGGCCUUGCCCAGACAGCACCCUGCCCGUAGGGGAGAGCUCAGUCGGGGUUCGGAGAGCAAAGGGCUGGGCUUCUGCCAGAGUGACUGGGACCCAGUGCCCGGAAAUCCAGCCCAGGAAGACGCAGGGAGCCAUGACGAUUUCUCCCAACUCCUGAGGGACUUUGAGCAGUGGCUGCAGGUGGAAAAUUCCAAGUUGGUUAGAAUCAUCGCCACGAAGACUGCCACGGCCAAGGACGUGAGGGCCAGGGACACGAAGCUGCAGGAAUUGGAGGCUCGGGUACCAGAAGGACAGCAUCUCUUUGAAAGCCUCCUUUGUCUCAGACCAGCAAGAGGGACCUCCGAUGAGUUGGAGGACCUGCGCUACCGGUGGAUGCUGUACAAGUCCAAACUCAAGGACUCCAGCCACCUGCUGACGCUGAGUCCUCCCGGGGAACUGGCUGGAUUCCGAAAGACGCAGCAGUGGCGAGGACUCGGCGCGUUCUUCCGGAAGGUGUGCUGCGUGGCGCUCCCUGUGCAGCUCCUGCUGCUGCUGUUGCUGCUACUGCUCUUCCUGCUUCCGGUCGGGGAGGAGGCCCGCAGCUGCACGCUGGCCAACAACUUUGCCCGCUCCUUCAAGCUCAUGCUUCGCUACGACGGGCCUCCACCUACCUAG